Messenger RNA from Octopus sinensis (East Asian common octopus), 3434 nucleotides. Its product is annotated as glutamate receptor ionotropic, kainate 2. Gene Ontology annotation, cellular component: postsynaptic membrane; plasma membrane. The coding region runs from base 545 to 3193 and encodes 882 amino acids. The transcript has 13 exons. Gene Ontology annotation, molecular function: transmitter-gated monoatomic ion channel activity involved in regulation of postsynaptic membrane potential; glutamate-gated receptor activity. The record is from RefSeq and is a predicted model, not a curated record. Gene Ontology annotation, biological process: modulation of chemical synaptic transmission; synaptic transmission, glutamatergic. Lineage: Eukaryota; Metazoa; Mollusca; Cephalopoda; Octopoda; Octopodidae.
GAGAGAGAGAGACAGAGAAGAGAAAAAGGAAAGAGAAAGAUACGUUCAAUGGCGAUGCUGGAAUGCAUAAAGUUAGAUAAAAAUAACCACACGUUCACACAUACACACAGACACGCACAGAGACUAUAAGCAAACAUCCUAACACAUAAUACACUCGAAGAAAACAAACACACAAACAAGGCCACAUAAUCUCACACACUCACCCUCUUCUAUGACUGACACACCAGACGCAUACUGACUCACACACAUACAUACACAACUGAUAUAAGCCUCGGCGCCACACCACAGCAGCACCAUCAGCAGGAACAGCAUCACGAACAAGAGAAGGAAAGCAGAUAAGGAGAGGAGUGCUGGAGAGCGAACUAUCACUGCUGCUAAGGGGGAAAAAAAAUUGCGUCUGUUGGGAGGGCAAAAAACAUGCGGUUGUGUUUACGUGCUUUUCUGACCAUUAGUUGGAUUUCCUGAUGCUGUGUUGGAUAUCAAGACACUGGAAGAAGACGAAGAAGAAGAAGAAAAAGCAUCGGGCCCGACAUCGCAUUCCUCAAUGAUUCCCUUUUCUCUAAGUCUGUGUCGCAGCCUUCUACUGGCAUCGCUGCUCUGUGCUUACUGGAUAGUCUACGGACAAAAGCUCACUCGCAGACUCGGUAUACUGGAAACUGCGCACAAUGAGACCGAAAUUGUGGACUCGUGGUUCUCUGAAACCAUCCUAAAAUAUGAAGUGGAGUUGUUCCCCAUGAAAGUUGAAGCGCUGGCCAAUAUAACUUACAAAGACAUGAAGAGAGUGAUUGACACACUGGAAGCAGAAAAUAUUCGAGCAGUUUUGGGAAAUUUCAACCCAGUAAUGGCUAAAGCGACGAAUCACCUGAAUAUACCUUAUUUUGUGACUACUUUGGCAAUCUCAGAUCGAGCAAUCGGCGGAAAUUUGAUUCGUCUGUUUCCAGGCAUUUCUACAUUCUUCAGAGCCAUCAAGGAUAUGCUGGAUUACCGAGAUAAAAAGCGGAUUGCUAUAAUCUACAACAGCCUUGAAGGCUUUCUUUUGGUUGAGAAACUUAUUCAUAUUUACCAGCUGGAUGUAAAGGCUGCCAAAAUCACGUCAGACAAACGUAGUAUACCUGAGAUAAUACGCUACCUGAAGACAACUCGUUCUCAAUUCUUUAAUCAAUAUAUUGUCAUCUGUGACUCUGUCACUGUUACACGAAUACUUAGACAGGCUCUAUUACUAAGUAUGAUGUCGUAUCCAUAUAACUGGUUAGUAGUCAACAUGGGACUGGAGGAAGUAGAUUUGGAUGAUCUAAUUCCGGCGCAUCCUAAUGUAACAUUGCUUCAGCUCAUGGUAGACCAAAAUUCGUCCCAAUGUACAGAAACUAUGUUAACCGAUAAAAACCUGACCUUAGCUGAUGCAAUACUUCACGAUGCUUUUCUUUUAUCGAUGGAAUUAAUGGAUUCAACAAAUGAGAACUUAACAAAAGUCGAAUCUAACUCUACAUUAGCGUUACCAAUACAAACGAUUCACAAAGAUGGUUGUACGGGUCAUCUAUCUUUUCAACAAAACCAAGUUCGCAAAGAAGAGUUUCUCCAACUUAUCAUUCUUGGUGGUAUGCACAAUGGCUCGCCUGUUACAUCCGACGAAGUAGGAAAUAGGUUCUCAUACUUCUACCAGCAGUAUGUGCCACCAAUACAUAUGAUGUACACUAUAACAGACGCUGCACAUGGUACCUGGCGUAGCGGUCCGAAGACCAGAGACUCGAGAAUUAUGAUCAAUCGAAGUGUUAGCAGUGUUCCACGGUACCGCGGAGACAUCUUUGGAACGAAGCCUCUUAGAGUAGUAACCAUCAUAGAACCACCUUUUGUUCAAGUGAGAAACUCCACCGAUUAUCUAAACGAUGAUCCUGUUAAGUCCAGAAAUAACCUGCAGUUGGAGGGGUUUUGCAUUGAUAUACUUAAAGCCAUGUCAAAGAUUUUAAAAUUUCAAUUUGAAAUUUAUCUCGCACCCGAUGGAAAAUUUGGCAGCAAGAAGAAAAGAGGUUGGACAGGAAUGAUCCGAGAACUAAUGGAUAAUAAAGCUGAUGUUGCUUUGGCACCAUUUAGCGUUACCCCUGAGCGAUCACAAGUGGUGGACUUUACCAAGUCAUUCAUGACGAAAGGUACCACAGUGGUCGUAAAGAAGCCACAGAGAACAGUGUGGAUGUUUCAGUUUUUAUUUCCGUUAUCAAACUAUGUGUGGAUUGCAAUAUUUUUAUCCUUUCUCGUGGUCAGCCUUGCACUGUUUGGCGUGAGUCGAGUCAACUCUGACAAACACCGCAAAUAUACGCACAACUUCCUCGAGAGCUUUUGGUACAUAUGGGGAACAUUACUACGUGGAAGUCUGAAGAGUUCCCCAUUAGCAGUAUCUAGUAGAAUCAUAAGUAGUUCAUGGUGGCUUUUUUCACUGAUUAUCAUAUCUGUGUACACAGCCAAUCUUGCUGCUUUUCUCACUGUUACUAACAUUUAUUUACCAAUAGAAAACGCAGCAGACCUAGCAUAUCAAACAGCAUAUGACUAUGGAACGGUAAAUGAGAGCCAAAUUGAAGACUUUUUCAAGCACACCAAUAUUAGUCAUUAUAGUAAGAUGUGGCUCCAUAUGAGGUUUAAUGACAAGAGCAUUGUACAAAGGGUAGAAGAAGGAUUAGCUAGAGCAAGAAACACCAAAUAUGCCUUUAUCUGGGAUUCUCCGACACUUCGAUGGGAAAUUGCUGACAAAUGCGAUCUUAUGGAAAUCGGAAAUCCAUUCGAUUUGAAAGGUUAUGGAUUUGCUGUACGGAAAGACACAGCCUAUACAGAGGCAUUAUCAAAUGCCAUUUUAAAACUGGGUGACACUGGUGAAAGACAGAAGAGCGAGGGCAAAUGGUGGCGAGUGUCAUCCUGCCCAGAUGGUCACCAAAGUACGAAAACAACAUCGCUUCGUCUAGAAAACGUGGCAGGCUUAUUCGUCGUGGUACUCGGAGGUAUAGCACUAUCAACAAUAGUGUGCAGUGUGCAUCAAUGUACAUCCCGCACAAGACACAGCAGCAGUAACAACGUCAAAGAGGGAAAUCAUUACAAGGACAAUGAAAUGAGUAUGACACCGAAGCGUCAUGGAAUUCACCCUCCUCGUUCAUCUCUGGUGGAAGUUAAAGAUGAAGAGAGUGUCAUGAAUCGUAUGAACUGGGAAUGAGAGAAAUUGUGAAAACUGACGACUGAAUGACGAGCAGACCGUUUCAAACUGAAGGGGAAUGACAGAACUAUACCGAAAACUAUUACAGAAAUUAGAUAAACAUUUUCGGGGAACAGUUCUGUGACUAUUACGCUAAUCUGGUAAAUAAACAAAAGAAUGGAUUAAAUAAAAUCAGUUACAUUGGUCAGAAGAACGAGAAGUACGAGAAGAAAGAAACAUGUUGUUUGCGAAAGAAGUACAG